Messenger RNA from Alternaria metachromatica, 1989 nucleotides. RefSeq lists its product as uncharacterized. Lineage: Eukaryota; Fungi; Ascomycota; Dothideomycetes; Pleosporales; Pleosporaceae. The coding region runs from base 1 to 1989 and encodes 662 amino acids. The transcript has 2 exons. Gene Ontology annotation, biological process: silent mating-type cassette heterochromatin formation. The record is from RefSeq and is a predicted model, not a curated record. Gene Ontology annotation, cellular component: SHREC complex; rDNA heterochromatin.
AUGACCGCCAAUCGAGUCAAGGUACGCCUUGUCCCCGGCUGCUCCGACGGCGAUCCUCUCCAUGUCCCUCCUCCGGGAGCUCAUACCCAGCUUGAUCCACCGACUCUUUACCUCGAGAAGAUCGGCCAGCAAUGGAUGGAGAGUCGAGAUGAAGCUAAGCCGGGUGUGCAAUACAUCCUGGAAGACCUGCCCUUUGGUUACACCCUUUGGCAUCGUCCACGACCAUCUAAACCAAGCCAUUUCGACAAGUACCUGUAUGGCCAUCCUGGAAAGAAAGCAUUCGACUCGCCGAACAGAUUCUUUCCACAUUUUCUGCAUCUGAUGAACAACAACGGCAACAGCAUUGGCUGUCCAUUUGCACCGCCGCCGCCUAGUCUGGCACCACAGCACAAAGGUCGGCCAAAGAAGAUAACUCCUGGUCUCGACAGGACGAACGUGGACAGUGAGGGCACUCCCGACGUCUACAGGAAUCUCAUCGAUAAGCUUCGCCGGCAUCGCGAUGUGGACGAGCCCAUACUUGAGCCCUUAAGUCCAGACUGGCGCGCUGAACAAGAACACCUUCGAAACUUUCAGGCCGAAAUAAAGAGACAAGACCAAUGGGUUCCGCGGACUGGAGACAUUGUCCUGUACAUACGCAACAUGCCCGACACCGUUGAAUUGGUACGAGACAACACCACCGGUGAGCUUCAGCUGUACGAUGAGCGGCGCAAGCAGCAUCUCGGUAUCCCACAAUGGGCGGCAGGCCUGGUUACUGAGCCGGCUACUGGUACUACGGUCGCCGAGCUCGCUUCUACUCAGGAGCGCAAUGUGUCCAGCAUAGGUGUACGUGUCGAACCGAUCCCAAACCCCAACGAUCCGGACAAGUCGCUUUCUAAGAGACACAAGUACGUCUUGUUGCGACAGACAAGCCCGUUCGUCAUGUGGAGAGAUCUCUUGCGCCGCAUCCCUCAAGAAGACUGGCAUGACACUGUCAAGAACGCUCUCGCCCUGAUGUCGACGCUCUCUCUCAUGGGCAAGUAUCGAUUCCGAGGAUCCUGGCCUAACGCGAGCAUAUACUGCCACGGCAUCUACGUUGGCGCUGAGAUGCUCGCUGUUGGGGACACAGUUCGUCUUCUUCCCAACAAGCAGUCUGGUCAAUCUGGCUGUACGGACGUCAUGAGCAUCAAAUCGAUUCGAUUGAAAUGGACCAACCUGGAUAAGGCUUCCGACAAUGACUAUGACGAGGGACGGCCCUACAACUCCGAGAUAUGGAUCUAUGGCUCAGCGUACACCAGCGACGGCUCACGGUCUAAUAAGCAAUGGGUGACAGAGCAUAACGUCGAAGCCCCGAGAGUGGCCAAUGACUAUGCGGACUGGUAUCCAUUGCACCCUGCUGACAAAGAGCUGGCUAUCCCCUACUCACGCGUCCUUGGCCGUCUGCAUGAGCAGGACGCCCUGGCUUACUUUCUCAAAUCCGAUCACGACCCUCCCGGACUUGACAUUGGUCGACAAGCCGUCACUGAAGCGCGCGCCUUUGCUCGGAAACACGACAAUCGUAUAGCAGCAGAGUCUGAUGCCACCUGGUAUUGGGGAGACGACCGAGCCGAUGCUCUCAAUCUCCACACCAUCAACGGUCUCGACGUGUCGCGCUAUGACCUCGAUCGCGAUGUCAAAGAUCUCCGCCGCAAGUACCGCCAACUAGAUGGUAUCGCCAAAGCAGACGCGAAGCCUACAGGUCAAGACAUACUCAACGGCAGGGGAUUGCGUACCUUCAUGGCGCCGGCUUUGCCACUCCGCACGAGCGGCGCGAAGGCACAAAGCGAAAGCGGAAGCUCGAUGGCAAGCGAAAGCCACGCGUCUCGAAAGCGCACGCACAUCGUCGACCUAGAUGACGAGGAUGACACUGAGGAGGAUGACAUCGACGAAGAGAUCAGAGAGCACACCAAGGUUGUGCAAGAUGACCGCGAACGUCCGAAGAAGAAGCCGAAGGUGAUGGUGGUCAUCGACUGA